UCUCGCCACCUUCUCUGCUUCGCCUCUUCUCUCCCAAUUCCUUCAAUUAUCUUCUAUUUGGGUUUUGUUUUUGGAUUUUGAUCUUUCCAUUUGCAAAGGAAAAAAGCUCGUCUCUCUUUCUGUUUCUGUAGCUUUUUGGGUAUGGCAGGAACCGGGGUGGUUGCUGUUUAUGGAAACGGGGCGAUAACCGAAACCCACAAGUCUCCUUUCUCAGUGAAAGUUGGGUUGGCGCAAAUGCUCCGAGGCGGGGUCAUCAUGGACGUGGUCACCCCGGAACAAGCCCGCAUCGCUGAAGAAGCGGGAGCCUGCGCCGUCAUGGCUCUCGAGCGAGUCCCCGCCGAUAUCCGAGCUCAAGGCGGUGUGGCCCGAAUGAGUGAUCCACAACUCAUCAAGGAAAUUAAGCAAGCGGUUACUAUCCCCGUCAUGGCUAAGGCCCGUAUUGGUCAUUUCGUUGAGGCCCAGAUCCUUGAAGCCAUCGGAAUCGAUUAUGUUGACGAGAGCGAAGUGCUUACCCCAGCCGACGAAGAGAACCACAUUAACAAACAUAAUUUUCGGAUUCCUUUCGUUUGCGGGUGUCGGAAUUUGGGGGAAGCGCUUCGGAGGAUCCGGGAAGGAGCUGCUAUGAUUCGAACCAAAGGAGAAGCUGGGACCGGCAACAUUAUCGAAGCCGUUAGGCACGUGAGGUCCGUGAUGGGAGACAUUAGGGUGCUUAGAAACAUGGAUGAUGAUGAGGUUUUCAGCUUCGCUAAGAAAAUUCAGUCCCCAUACGAUUUGGUCAUGCAGACGAAGCAACUGGGGAGGUUGCCCGUGGUGCACUUUGCUGCCGGAGGAGUGGCGACGCCGGCUGAUGCGGCGUUGAUGAUGCAGUUGGGCUGCGAUGGAGUGUUUGUGGGGUCUGGGGUUUUUAAGAGUGGUGACCCGGCGAGACGGGCCCGGGCUAUUGUCCAGGCCGUCACUCAUUAUAGUGACCCGGACGUGCUUGCUGAAGUUAGCUGUGGGCUUGGUGAGGCUAUGGUUGGUCUUAAUUUGAAUGAUAAGAAGGUUGAGAGGUUCGCGGCUCGGUCUGAAUAAUGUGUUUGAAGCUUUUCGGGCUACGUGGAGGAAUCCUUUCACCAUGGGACUGGUACCAUCGCCUGCAUUAUGUGCACUUUUUCCAGAUUAUGCAAGUCAAAGUGUAGUUUUUGAUACAGUGGGGUGUACCUUUAUGUCUAAAUGGAUGUUUUCGAUAAACUCUGCUGUUUCGUUAUCUCUUUUAAGAUUGCUAGGAAUUAUAACAGCUUGUCUCUGCAUUCUGCAAGUAUACUCAUGUAAUUUUUCGUUAAUUAGGCUCUACAGAAACUUUACCUGCAUUUUCAGAUGGUAUUGGUCCAUGGUUGAAGUGGCUUUGCUGGUUACCAAAUUUUCUUUUUGUUCCAUCUUGAUGCAUGUAUGCUAUCCUACCUGCUGAAUAAAAUUUUCCAUUACUUGGUCA
This is a messenger RNA of Theobroma cacao (cacao), 1471 nucleotides long. It is a transcript of the gene RSR4, whose product is annotated as Aldolase-type TIM barrel family protein. NCBI's taxonomy places the organism in Eukaryota, Viridiplantae, Streptophyta, Magnoliopsida, Malvales, Malvaceae. Gene Ontology annotation, biological process: pyridoxal 5'-phosphate biosynthetic process; amino acid metabolic process; pyridoxine biosynthetic process. Gene Ontology annotation, molecular function: amine-lyase activity. The record is from RefSeq and is a predicted model, not a curated record.